GGCCAGUGGACGCUCGGAGACAUGUUGUGCGAGUUCUGGACCAGUUUGGAUGUGCUCUGUUGCUCAGCCAGUAUAUUGCAUUUGCUGGCCAUCGCUGUGGACCGGUAUUGGGCGGUGACUAACAUUGAUUACAUACACCAACGAAACGCCAAACGCAUCGGUCUAUUAAUUGUGAGCAUUUGGUCGGUGGCGGCCAUUAUAGCACUGGCGCCCAAUUUCGGGUGGAAAGACGCCGACUUCAAAGACCGGAUCAGAAUCGGCAAGAUUUGUAUCGUCUCUCAAAACAUCAGUUACCAGAUCUUCGCCACAGUCGCCACGUUUUACGGACCACUCAUUCUCAUACUUGUUCUCUACUGGAAGAUAUAUCAGGUGGCCAGAAAGCGGAUCCGACGAAAGCCCGGCAGCAAAAUCGAGGUAAAGACGAGUCAAUCGGAAGCGCCGAUU
This is a messenger RNA of Medioppia subpectinata, 444 nucleotides long. The record is from the annotation of a GenBank genome assembly. Lineage: Eukaryota; Metazoa; Arthropoda; Arachnida; Sarcoptiformes; Oppiidae.